CAGCCAAUGAGGUGGCGCCCAGGGCCUGCUCCACCUCUGGGGUGACAGAAACCCUGCACAGUUAUCCUGGAUGCCAGUCGGAGGCUGAAGGGAGAGGCCAGGCUGAGCUGACCUGGACACGAGGCUUUUGUGGUAACAGAGGACUGCCAGAAAGGGGUGCAGGGACGCCUAGCUCUCUCUCACAGACCCGGAGAUUCAGACACAGAAGUCUUCCAUGGCUCCUUAUCACAUCCGCAAAUACAGGGAGAGUGAUCGCCAAAGGGUCCUGGACUUGUUCUCCCACGGAAUGACCGAGCAUGUCCCCAACACCUUCCGCCAUAUCCUGAAGUUGCCGAGAACCCAAGUUGUCUUGCUUGGGGUGCCCCUCGCCUUAUUCCUGGGCUCUGGCUCCUGGCUCCUGGCCCUGGUGGCCAGCCUCGCCCUCCUGGCUGCCCUGAGGUUCCUUGCUAAAAUCCUCUGGACCCAGUAUGUGGACAACUGUUUGGACACAGACAUGUCUGACAUCACCAAAACCUACUUAAGCAAGCGUGGCUCCUGCUUCUGGGUGGCUGAGUCUGAGGGGCAGGUGGUGGGCAUGGUGGGAGCUCUGCCAGCUGAGGAGCCCACCUUGAGGAAGAAGCAGGUGGAGCUGUUUCACCUGUCUGUGGCCUCGGAGUGCCGGGGUCAGGGGAUAGCGAAAGCCCUGGUCAGGACGCUCCUCCAGUUUGCACGUGACCAGGGCUACAGUGAAGUCGUCCUUGCCACCAGCAUGCUGCAGGUCUCCGCUCUGGCACUCUACCAGAGCAUGGGCUUCCAGAAGAGGCACCAGUACUUCUAUAAGUGGAGCUGGGCGCUAAUCGCCAUCAAUCAUUUCGAAUUAAUCUACCGGCUGCCGUCUGCUCAGGUCGCUCAGGCACUGCAAGAGAGAGGGGAGCUGUGACCUGUUUUCUGGUGGAUUAACCAGGAGAGGAUGGGCUCAGGCCCAGGGCUGGUGUGUGCAGCCCACGCAACCUUCUGAGCUAGCUCACCACCAGCACUCAGUGUCCUACACGUCGUAUUGUGUUACCCAAGGCCACGAUCUUGACCGUGUACCUCCAUUCCAGUAGCUUUUCUACCUGGACUUGGUUGGGGUCCCCCUCAGUUCCUUCUCCCAGGCCAUCUUCCUCCUCGAUCUUGUUGCCUUGCAUCUUCCCGUCUUGCUUCCCAGAGAACUAUCACCCACCUACCCCUAAAACUAUGCCCCCACUUCUAAGUUUUAAAUUAAACUUCUGUGUGCCCUGAA
Molecule: messenger RNA, 1261 nt
Organism: Pteropus alecto (black flying fox)
Lineage: Eukaryota; Metazoa; Chordata; Mammalia; Chiroptera; Pteropodidae
Product: putative N-acetyltransferase 8B
Exons: 2
Coding region: 215-919 (234 amino acids)
Molecular function (GO): N-acetyltransferase activity
Source: RefSeq, a predicted model, not a curated record